This is a messenger RNA of Aethina tumida (small hive beetle), 1391 nucleotides long. Its product is annotated as protein arginine N-methyltransferase 1-like. Lineage: Eukaryota; Metazoa; Arthropoda; Insecta; Coleoptera; Nitidulidae. Gene Ontology annotation, molecular function: protein-arginine N-methyltransferase activity. Gene Ontology annotation, biological process: peptidyl-arginine methylation. The record is from RefSeq and is a predicted model, not a curated record. The transcript has 2 exons. Bases 154 to 1173 code for a protein of 339 amino acids. Gene Ontology annotation, cellular component: nucleus.
AUCACAUUCGCAUCGAUGCGAUUGGUCGUUUUCGUAUUUGGCGCCCGUAUCUUUGACGGUUUUGGCUAGUUUGUUCCGCCGGCGAGCGUCCGUCACUUAACCACAACUCGUGCAACUGUCUACUGCAUCCAGUCGGUCACCGCGUCGAGGAAAAUGUCUGAGGAGAUGGAAACGCAGCCCACGGCCGACGAGAUGACCUCUCGGGACUACUACUUCGACUCGUACGCCCAUUUCGGCAUCCACGAGGAGAUGCUCAAAGACGAGGUGCGCACCCUGACCUACCGCAACUCCAUGUACCACAACAAGCACCUAUUCCAAGACAAAGUCGUCAUGGACAUCGGAUGCGGCACCGCCAUUCUCAGCAUGUUCGCGGCGAAGGCCGGCGCCAAGAAGGUGUACGCCAUCGAAUGCUCCAACAUCGUCGACUACGCCCGCAACAUCAUCAAGGACAACAAACUGGAUCACAUCAUCACGAUCAUCAAGGGCAAGGUGGAGGAGAUCCAGAUCCCGGAGAUCGACAAGGUCGACAUCAUCAUCAGCGAAUGGAUGGGCUACUGCCUCUUCUACGAGAGCAUGCUGGACACGGUGCUGUUCGCGCGCGACAAGUGGCUCAAGCCGGAGGGACUGCUCUUCCCCGACCGCUGCUCCCUCUUCAUUACCGCCAUCGAGGACAGACAGUACAAGGACGAGAAGAUCAACUGGUGGGACGACGUGUACGGCUUCGACAUGAGCUCGAUCCGGCGGGUGGCCAUCAGCGAACCGCUGGUGGACGUGGUCGAUCCCAAACAGGUCGUCACCACGCCCAGUCUCAUCAAGGAGGUGGAUCUCUACACGGUGCAGAAGAAAGAUCUGGAGUUCGAAUCUGAUUUCAGUCUGAACGUGCGCAGGAACGAUUACGUGCAGGCGCUGGUCACCUACUUCAACGUCGAGUUCACAAAGUGUCACAAACGAAUCGGUUUCACGACGGCCCCCGACGCGCCCUACACGCACUGGAAACAGACGGUGUUCUACAUCGAGAACUACAUGACGGUGAAAAAGGGCGAAGUGAUAAACGGCACGUUCAAAAUGCGCCCGAACCCGAGGAACGGCAGGGACCUGGACUUCGGCAUCGACGUGGAGUUCAAGGGCGAACUGGGCGAGGUGAAGGAGAGCAAUCGUUACAGGAUGCGUUAGACGUCGCAGGAACUCCCGCCGCCAACUGGCUGCCUGUCUGUCUCUGUAAUCUACGGUUUCUUUUUUACGUGUGUGAUUGAUUGAUUGAUUGAUUGAUUAUUAUUAUUAUUAUUAUUAUUAAUAUUUAAGAUGAAGAGAGGAUUGUAAACAAUAAACGAUCGACUUUUUUUCCUAUAAUUAUGUUUAUUUUACGAAUACAAUAAAUUAAACCUUCAACA